This is a messenger RNA of Plenodomus lingam JN3, 3072 nucleotides long. RefSeq lists its product as uncharacterized. Lineage: Eukaryota; Fungi; Ascomycota; Dothideomycetes; Pleosporales; Leptosphaeriaceae. The record is from RefSeq and is a predicted model, not a curated record.
AUGGAACUCCUCUCCCGCACAGUGCUGGGCUUUCUUUCCCUCUCGGCCGCUUUUGCGGGCACAGCUUCUGCUGUAGAGGGAUUUCGAAAACCGAUCGUCACGACUCAAGCAGGCAAUGGAAGCUCUCUGCUCGCCUCUCGCGGCUCUUCGGUCCAUAUCCAAGCGGAUGCAGCAGACUGGCCUGGUGUGCUGCGUGCGGCUCAUGAUCUUGCUCUCGACUUUGGACGUGUCACAGGUACCAAUGGUACGCUGAGGGCAUCUGGUACGCCAACGGCAAAUGCUUCCACUAUUUUCAAUGUCACAGGUAUCAGCAAGGAUUGGAGUGUUGGCUCAAAUGCCUCUGCCAAUACGGCUGGAACUAUCAUCGUGGGCACAAUUGGUAAAUCUAGUCUGAUUGAUGACAUGAUUGCAAGUGGUCAGCUCGAUGUCAGUGCUAUUGAAGGUCAAUGGGAAGCCUAUGUGAGCACAUUUGUGUACAACGCUGGCAACGCAAGUAGUGGAGCGCUGGUCAUUGCUGGAAGCGACCGUCGCGGUGCAAUCUAUGGUAUCUACGAUGUUUCGGAGCAGAUUGGUGUCUCGCCGUGGCAUUGGUUCGCCGAUGUCCCAGCCAAGUCACAUGGUUCCAUCUAUGCUCUUCAGACCACCAAGGUCCAAAAGACGCCGUCUGUGAAGUACCGCGGCUUCUUCAUCAACGAUGAAGCACCCGCUCUGACUGGUUGGGCGAACAAGCGCUAUCCUAUUUCGCCCUACGGAACGCCUUUUGGUGCCGAGUUUUACGCCCAGGUUUUUGAGCUGCUGCUAAGAUCCAAGGCAAACUACCUUUGGCCCGCUAUGUGGGAUGGCAUGUUCAAUGUCGAUGAUCUGCGAAAUCAGCCGCUUGCCGACGAGUAUGGCAUUGUAAUGGGAACUUCACACACCGAGCCAAUGGUCCGAGCUACCCAGGAAUGGAGUAAAGUAGCAAAAGGUUCUGAGUCCGGAUGGUCGUGGGCUACCAACAAUGCCACGCUGUACGAAUACUUUACCGAAGGUGCACAGCGCGCUGCACCAUACGAGAAUGUGGUGACGGUUGGUAUGCGUGGAUACCACGACACUGCCAUGUCUGCAGAUGUCCAAACCAGUGUUUUGGAAUCUGUUGUCGAAGCUCAGCAGGAAAUUCUCACCAAGGUCUACGGGAACGCUUCAGAGGUGCCGCAGAUGUGGUGCCUGUACAAGGAGGUUCAAGAUUACUUCGAGGCAGGCAUGCAGGUUCCCGAUUGGGUUACCCUUCUCUGGACUGAAGACAAUUGGCAAAAUAUUCGAAGACUUCCCGUUGGUGAUGAGAAGAAACGGUCCGGAGGUGCUGGUGUCUACUACCAUUUUGACUAUGUCGGUGAUUCGCGUAACUACAAAUGGCAGGAUACCAUCCAGCUCCAGAAGACUUACGAACAAAUGAAGCUAGCCAAAGACAGAGAGGCGGAUCGCAUCUGGAUCGUCAACGUAGGCGACAUUAAGCCUGCUGAGAUGGCUAUCAGCCAUUGGUUCGACAUUGCCUACGACAUCGACGCUUACGAUGAGACCUCCGUUCCCCAAUGGAUCACGGAAUGGGCUGCUCGAAACUUUGGAGAAGAGCACGCCCAGGAAAUCUCAGAUGUCAUGGAUGAAUACGGCGCGCUCGCGAACAUGCGUAAAUUUGAGUGGGUCGAGCCUUCAUCCUACAGCAUUCUCAACUAUGAGGAGGCAGACCACAUCCUGGCCAGGUGGCGGGCAAUUGCGAAGACGGCCCAGGACAUCAAUGAUGCUCUUCCUGCAGAGGCGCAGCCUGCCUUUUACCAAUUGGUGCUGCACAGAGUUCUUGCUGGUGGAAACUUUGUCGACAUUCAGGUCGCCGGUGCCAGAAACAUGAUCUAUGCACAAAUGGGCAGAAACAGCGCAAACAGAUGGAUGCAGCACGUCAUCGACGGUAUGAAAAUCGACCACAACCUUACCAGGAAGUACCACACACUACUGAAUGGCAAGUGGAACCACAUGAUGGACCAGACUCACCUUGGAUAUCAAGGCUACUGGCAACAACCAAUGCGUCAAUCUACUCCCGAUCUUCGUUGGGUGCAGACUCUGGAAGAUAGUCUUGCGGGUAACAUGGGCAUCGCCGUUGAGGGCAGCAAUGCCACCAUUCCCGGUGACGAUAUGUGGCACAGCAACGGUGGCAGUUCCCUCACUUUGCCCGGCAUGACACCCUACACACCCAAGCGCUGGGUCGAGAUUGCCCACCGAGGUACUGGCCCAUUCAACUGGAACAUCUCAGCUGACCCCUUCAUCACCCUCUCCCAAACCGCCGGUACUCUUAAUCCUGACGACGAUGACGUCCGGGUAUAUGUCGACGUAAACUGGAGCAAGGUCCCCUCCAACUUUGGCAAGAUGAGUACUCUCAACUUCAGCUCAUCCACCACAUAUGGCACCCAAGGCGGCAACCCCCACGUAACUGUCAUGGUAAACAAGACCUCCAUCCCCUCCAACUUCACCGCUGGCUUCGUCGAAUCCGCCGGUCAGCUCGCAUUUGAAGCCGAACACUUCACCCGCCACCGCCCCUCCGGCAAUCUCUCUUACGCCAUCCUCCCCAAAUACGGCCGCACCCUCUCCGCCGUCAAACUCAACAACAACCUCGCAGAAGGCCUCACCUCUUCAACAGCACCCAUGCUCGAAUACGACUUUGUCACUUUCACUCCUACCACCGCCGCAAAGGGCCUAAACGUCACCCUCAUCCUCACACCCACCCACAACAUCAACCCCAAAAAACCCCUCGCCUACAUCACCCAAAUCGACAACCUACCCGAGCAACGCAGACAGCCGGUCAUUGACCAGAAACAGCCAAACUUCCCGGUCGGUUGGGGCAAAGCCGUAGCCGAUAGCGCCUGGUACAAUACCACAAAUUUCGGGGCCGUGGCGCCAGGAGUGCAUACGUUGAGAGUGUGGCUUGUGGAAGCGAAUGUUAUUUUGCAAAAGGUUGUGCUGGAUUUGGGGGGCGUGGUGGCGAGUCAUAAUGGGCCGCCGGAGAGUUUUAGGGUAGGGAUGGGGAAUGCGACGGUGGGGAUGUGA